Molecule: messenger RNA, 4422 nt
Organism: Scophthalmus maximus (turbot)
Lineage: Eukaryota; Metazoa; Chordata; Actinopteri; Pleuronectiformes; Scophthalmidae
Gene: rapsn
Product: receptor-associated protein of the synapse, 43kD
Exons: 8
Coding region: 1088-2359 (423 amino acids)
Biological process (GO): chemical synaptic transmission
Cellular component (GO): synapse
Molecular function (GO): protein-membrane adaptor activity; acetylcholine receptor binding
Source: RefSeq, a predicted model, not a curated record
UGACCAAACAAUGGACUACGAGGUAAUGAAAGCUCUUCCUCAACAAAGACAACCUCUAACUGUAUUUAUCUUUGGACUGCUAACGCAACUUGUGAAUGGCGAGGUGGUAAAAGGUGCCUGUUUGUGUCCUUGGGGGGGAGUUGAAGGAGAGAAACCUACUACAGACAGGCCAAAACUUUGAUCCCAUUGAUGUGUUUCAGGAGGCUGUGGAGCUGAAACCCAAACCCAGUGACAUGUCCGACUUGGUGAACUAUUCUAAGCAUCAGUUGCUGACGCCGAGAUGAGGGGUGGGGGUUCUGGGGGCACAUAUGCGCCUCCGUAAGAACUGACGGCUGCUACAAGCACCAUCUGACAUGCGCUCCCUCAGUGUUGGGGAGUAAAAGCUGUUUAUAUCCCCCAAUAUCAGAGUCCACAGCUCCACAUGUGAGAGUCUUGUCAGAUCCAUUUGCGGACGAGCGUUUUUUAAAUGCUGCACGGGGUUGUGAUGUAAAAACUUGGCAGUCCAGCGUGAGAAAGUGUGGUUUAGUGUGAAGGCAGAUCGCUAGGAGCUGUAGUGACCUUGGGACAGCUUGCUGAGGGCAGGACAGAAUUCCUGAAGGGACACAUGGUCUAGAGUGACAAGGCCAUCUGCUGUAGCGCCAGCAGUAGGAGGAAGGUGGAGGGGGUGCUGAGAUUCCUUUCGCUGGGGUGUGGAGGGAGCAGAUAUUCUGGGAUAUCACUGCUCGCACUCCACCAGGAAACGUGUUUCUUUGGCGUUUUUCAAAUGGAAAUCUAAGAGAGAAUUUUUUUGAACACUUGAUGGUGAGUAGAGAACAUUGCAGGGUUAAAUGGGGAAGAUAUUUUUCUGGCCCUCCUCCUCCCCACGAAGCGACUGGUGAUAAUGAUCUUGGUGUGUCGCCGUUUUACUUUAGUGGAUCCAGUUUCCCUUCCAUCUCAGCACAGUCGGAGCUGAGGGAGCGGGAUCCGGUAGGCCUCCUGGCACCGACCUCUCGGAGGAUCAUCUUCAAGGGAUCGUCUUUGGAGUUGUACUGUGCAUGGCAAGGAUCUACUUUCUUGCUGCCUCACUGAAAUUGCAUGGGCUAAACGAAUGAAUACUUUUAUGAGGCGCCUUGCACCAGAGAUGGGCCAGGACCAAACCAAGCAGCAGAUAGAGAAGGGCCUGAAGUUGUAUCAGUCCAAUCAGACGGACAAUGCCCUGCAUGUGUGGACAAGGGUGCUGGAGAGGACCUCGGAUCCGGGAGGGAAGUUUCGGGUGUUGGGGUGCCUGAUCACAGCUCACUCCGAGAUGGGAAAAUAUAAAGAUAUGCUCAAGUAUGCCCUCGAUCAAAUCGACACAGCCAGAGAGAUGGAGGAUCCUGACUACUUGACGGAGGGCUACCUGAACUUGGCGCGAAGCAACGAGAAGCUGUGUGACUUCCAGAAAACGGUGUCCUACUGUAAGACCUGCCUAAGCAUGCAGGGCACCACCGUAAGCCUGCAGCUCAACGGACAGGUAUGUCUGAGCAUGGGCAACGCCUUCCUGGGCCUCAGUGUCUUCCAGAAAGCUCUGGAGAGCUACGAGAAGGCCCUGCGCUACGCGCACAACAACGAUGACAAGAUGCUGGAGUGCAGAGUCUGCUGUAGCCUGGGAAACAUCUACGUCCAACUCAAGGACUAUGAGAAAGCCCUCUUCUUCCCCUGCAAAGCAGCUGAGCUUGUCAAUGACUAUGGCAAGGGUUGGAGCCUCAAGUAUCGAGCCAUGAGCCAGUACCACAUGUCGGUAGCCUACAGGAAGCUGGAGCGCCUGCCAGAUGCAAUGGAGUGCUGUGAGGAAUCUAUGAAGAUUGCUCUGCAGCACGGCGACCGUCCGCUGCAGGCUCUGUGCUUACUCAACUUUGCAGACAUACACCGCUGCAGGCGGGACACUGAUAAAGCAUUCCCUCGCUAUGAGUCUGCACUGGGCAUCAUGACUGAGAUUGGAAACCGCCUUGGACAAGCACAUGUCUACCUGGGCGUCGCAAAGUGUUGGCUUCUGCUUAAAGAAUUUGAGAAGGCUCUUGAUUCUUUGCAGCGAGCACAGGAGUUAGCCGAUGGAAUGGGAAACAAGCUGUGCACGCUGAAGGUUCACUGCCUGAGCGAGGGGAUUUAUCGAAGUCGGGGGGAGGAGGAGAAGCUCAGAGAGCAGGUGGUGAAGUUCCUGCAGUGCGUUGAGGAGCUGGAACUCUACUGUGGCAUGUGUGGGGAGUCCAUCGGGGACAGGGACCAAAAGCUACAGUCUUUGCCCUGUUCCCACAUUUUCCAUCUCAAGUGUCUGCAGACAAACGGAACAAAGGGUUGUCCCAAGUGUUUCAAGUCCUCCAUGAAGCCUGGAUUUGUGUGAUUGUGCGACGGUGUUUGUGCGUUGGAUCUGCAGACACGGCGCGACGCCUCACAGGCUCCUGACUGAUCUGAGAGAAGCAGGCAGCCUCGGGAUGCGCUGAAGUGUUUGAGGAGUAAUAACUCACCGCUCUGUGCAGAGGAUGCUGGACCGAACCCAGAGUGUCUCAGAGUGCCGCUCUGACGUCACCGUCAAGGCAUCCAUCUUAUUUGCAGACGUCAGUCUGUGAGCGACUGAAGCCGAGUUAUAUUUCACUGCAAGCUGAAGAAGAAAGAACCUACACUGUAUAAUGUUUUUUGGUGACUGGCCGUUUGUUGCAGAAUAUAGAAGAGGAGCAUCUAAAGAUCUUUUAUUUCUUGGCAUAUUUGCUAUUUUGUUCAUUGGAAUUGUUUAGGGAAAUAAAUUCAGAUGAAAAGAUCUUUGGAAGAAUUCAGUAAAAUCUCGGUAAUCGUAGUCACAGGGUUUGUCGUUCAAAUUCAACCUUAUAUUUUAUUCUGCUUCGUCUUUACCGAACAGUUUUAAGAUAUUUCUUUUUUUAUUCAGAACACAGAGCCAUAAUUGAUUUCAUACUGGGUAUAUUUAUUAUUGUAUUCAUGUACAUACUAUUCUCUUAUGAAUUUGUUUCAAAAGGUUUGAUUUAUUUGAGGUGUUUUGUAAAACCUGAAACUAACUAAAAUAUCUUAACCAUUCAGAAACUAGUAUGUCUUUACCAAACAUAUACAUGCAGCUGAUCUUUUUUCCUUCUUCACAAAGAUUGAGGAGCAAUCUCAACACACAUUGUGUUCAUUGAAAUUCCUUUUCUGGAGAUGUUGAACUCUUAACUCUGACAUCAACAUAAUAAGUGUUUAAUUUAAGGAGAAAUAUUGUUGUGGAAGGAAUGAAACCUAUUGGGAAAGGAUCUUCCUUGACCAAUCACACACUUGUCAAAUGAUCAUUUAGAGGAGAUGCAUACAAUCUGUUUUAAUGUGGUGUUUUCAUAUGUGUAGUCGGAUGUAAAUAUGAAAUAACUGGUAAAAUCUCAGUCACCAAAUUGAUUUUCUUGGCAGGACACUUGUGCUUUCAAGGUGAUAUGAGGGACGAAAGCCAAGAAGCUGAGAUAUCAUGUUAAAUGUGGCAUGUGUAAUUUACACUGCCGAGCAACAAGGUUGGAUUACAUCGAUCCAAUUGUGUAUCCAUGUAACAGUAUUUAUAUAUUUCAUAAGUGUUUGUUAUAGUGUUUAAUAAUAUCUUUAUCAUUGAUAUUCCAUAUAUAUUUGUCCAGUUUAUUUGAAACAUUUUGUGAUUUGGAGAAAAAAAAGCCCAUAUCUUCAGAAAUCGAGUUUAAAGUUUAAAGUUUUUUUUAAUAUACAGCAGGAGUUCAUUGUAUUCAAUUUCUUGUAAGUACUAUUUUAAAUCAUUACAUAUUAAAAUAUAGCACUGCAGGAUCCAAAUUAUGAAAAAAAAUACUACCGUUUGAAACAUUCAUAGUUAAAGAGGUGACAAACUUAUUUCCUCAUCAAGUUGAGGAAUACACAUAAAACUUAAACUUCGAUUGUUAUGUACAUUGUUUUUCUCUCCUCUUUACAUCACGUGAGAAGGUUGACGGCACGAGGGAGACCAACACAUUUACCUUUUUACUGCACAAGCACUUAUGUUUUCUCACUGUCGGAGGGCAGGAGCAGCAGCUGGUUCUCUGUUCGAGGUCACUGCAUCCACAACAACGACUGUCUGUUUACCUGUCGCACAGUCGAUGUAAAGCCCGACUUUGUUUUCUUUAUUGUUCUUGUCGUCUGGAGAAUAGAGAAGACUUCUUUUUUACCAACAGUACAGCCGCUCAUCUUUUAACAGUUUAAACUACCUCUGUUUUUCACUCCUCCUCAGAGGACUAAUGCAGUAACAACACACCGUUUAAUACAUGUGGAAUUGUCAUGUUGUUGUUUUUCUAGACACCAUGUAGAUAUAGAUGAGUUCAACGAUUUAGAGUCUGACAAAUGCAUUGUUAAUAUAUUUAUGCAUUCAGUCAAUUCAUGUUACUGUGUCGAAUGUGGAGACAUUUCAACAUGGAAAAUAAACUAUAAGUGAAUUUA